UUGGAAAGUAACAGAGACGGAGAGAGACGGAGCAGGUAACUCUUGGCACGGCACAUUCAAACUUCAACUUCUAUUCAUCUGAGUCUCUGAUGGACGGCACACAGACACACAACGUGCAGUGUGAAGAAAAUCCCCCUCCGUAUUACUCUGUGGUGAAGCCGAAUGAACCCCCUCCUUCAUAUGUGGACAUCCAGGCACUGCCCAGUGCUCCAGCCAUCAUCCCAUUCUACAUCCACCACCAUCUGCCCCAAAUACCCGCACCACAUACACCCCAACCUGUUAUAGCUCCUACAGCCAGAGUUCAACCAGCAGACUUGCCCCGGUCCAGUCUAGUGGUGACACGAAGUAAGAAAGCUCGCUGCUAUGGAGGCUCAGGAGGCUUCCUCCUUAUCUUGGUUGUCAUUGGAUUAGCCAUCUGGUUAGGAGUGCAUUACAGUGCAUUGCUGGCAUCUAAAGGGUCAGAAGUGGACAAUUGCCCAUCAUCAGCUGUUGGCUGCGAUGGACACAGAGACUGCAAGCGGGGCAGUGAUGAAUCACAUUGCGUCCGGUUCGGAGCAGGAAACGAACUCCAAGUCAUGACUUCAAACUCCGGCCACUUUCUUCCUGUCUGCUCUGCGGGCUGGAACCGGAGCCUGGCUGACCAAAUCUGCCAGCAGCUCGGAUUCAGAGUGAGUUAUCAGUAUGGAUCCUUGACCUCAACCUCAUCUUCGUUCCUGUCUGUGAGUGAUCAGUCCACAGAAAACAUACAGGGAAGACUUAAAGUCACUUCUACGUGUCCAGGUCAGCAGACAGCAUCUCUUCUAUGCAGCGAUUGUGGGCAUCCACACACCUCCUCCAGGAUCGUAGGGGGUAACGUGGCAGCACUGGGUCAGUGGCCGUGGCAGGCCAGCCUGCACUUUAAGGGAUCUCACACCUGCGGAGGCUCUCUGGUGGCCCAGGACUUCAUACUGACCGCCGCACACUGUUUCCCCAAAGACUCCGCCUCUAGGCAGGUGCCUAGUAACUGGCGAGUGUAUUUGGGUGUGGUGUCUCAGUACCUGCUGCCCCUGCCGUACUCUGUAGAGCAGAUCACACUGCAUGAACUGUACAACUCCCAUACCAACGACUACGACAUCGCCAUCCUCAAACUCAGCCUUCCCGCCAACCUGUCCAGUACAGUCCAGCCUGUGUGUCUUCCUGCAUUUGACCAGACCGUCUCUGUAGAUACGCAAUGCUGGACGUCUGGCUUUGGCGCCACGUUUGAAGGAGCAGGCUUUGGCUCCAGUAAGCUGAUGGAGGUGGCAGUGAAUAUAAUCGACUCUUCAGUGUGUAACGGCGCUGAGGUCUAUAACGGGCGGAUCACUCAAAACAUGCUGUGUGCAGGAGAUCUCAACGGGGGGAGUGACUCCUGCCAGGGGGACAGUGGUGGUCCUUUGGUGUGUCAAGAGAGUGAUGGACGCUGGUAUCUCACUGGAGUGACCAGCUGGGGAGUGGGCUGUGGCCGAAAGAACAGCCCUGGCAUUUACAGCAAUGUACACAGCCUGCUAACAUGGAUACACAGCAAGAUGGAGCAAGAAAGGCCCUGACCACUCAGCACUCUGAAUGUACUUUACGGCAUGCCGGAGGGAAGCACAGGCCUUGGCAGCACCACAGCAAAUCACUUUGCUAAAUGCAGGAAACAUUUCAGUGUCUGUUUUUUAUUUGGGUCAUUUUAUUUGUGGUUUGUUUCUGAUUCAUCAACAGUAAUUGAUUCCCUGACUCCCUCGUUCUCUUUGCAUGUGCACCUCAUGGACAUUUCAUUGAGACUGUCUGUGUUAGUCAUGCUCAAGGGUUCAGGUUGAACAUUGGGUUACUGAAACAUUUCUUUGUAAAUGAGUUGUUGAGAGGUAACCAAAGCCACUCGGAGUGGUUUGGUGAGAGACAGUUCAUUGCAGAGAAACUUACUGACUCAGAAGUCAUUACGGUGGCGCUGAUGGGAACCAGGGGUCACCAUGACUACAACACAAAUAUAGUCAUUUUAUUUACUAUUCAAACCACCAGUGAACCCCUCAAGUGUCGUCCUAUGCUUAUAUGUAAUUUCACUGAUGGUAAAAUAGUCUAGGUUUCUUUGGGGGGAAAAAGGUUUUCUUUCUUUGCUUCACGGUGUCCUGCCUAUACACCUCCACCUCAAACAGAAUUUAAAACAGCAGUUUUAGGCCAAAAUUGACCAAAACUAUUGAAAUGUUACUAAUGUGUCUAACCCUAUUUCAUGCAGUCACUUUUUGUGACGGUGCUUUUAGAGGUCAGACGUCUGGUUCCUAUCACCACCAAUGUGAACGUUUCUUACUCAGUUAGUGUCUCUAGAACGGAACAUCUCACAUCAAACCACUCUGAAUGACGUUUUUAAGAAAUACUAACUGGCCUUUCACUAGUGGCCUCUAGUGGACAAAACCACUGUUGAGUCAAUUAAUGAAUUCAUAAAUGUGCUUUUUAUUAAUUUUUUCUUUAAUUGUGCAAUUGGGUUAGUUUUUUUCCUAUUAUUGACAUUCAAGGAUCUGAUUUAUUUCCGAAACCACUUGAAUAUUAGAUCAUUGUCCACAAUAAAUCAUGACCUUAAUAAAAAUUCAAAUUGAGUGAA
Molecule: messenger RNA, 2596 nt
Organism: Pygocentrus nattereri (red-bellied piranha)
Lineage: Eukaryota; Metazoa; Chordata; Actinopteri; Characiformes; Serrasalmidae
Gene: tmprss13b
Product: transmembrane serine protease 13b
Exons: 13
Coding region: 90-1565 (491 amino acids)
Biological process (GO): proteolysis
Cellular component (GO): membrane
Molecular function (GO): serine-type endopeptidase activity; protein binding
Source: RefSeq, a predicted model, not a curated record